Molecule: messenger RNA, 1102 nt
Organism: Zingiber officinale
Lineage: Eukaryota; Viridiplantae; Streptophyta; Magnoliopsida; Zingiberales; Zingiberaceae
Exons: 2
Coding region: 136-828 (230 amino acids)
Source: RefSeq, a predicted model, not a curated record
CAAAACUGACAUGUACAGAUUCCCUCACUAGCCUACUCUCCAUAUCAGUUUUCUUUCACUUAACUAUUCGAACACUUUUACUACUACUUCUUCUUCUUCUUCUUCUUCUUCAUUCUUGUUUCUUCCACUUGGAAGAUGAGAGGCCCUGGAAGGCCCCUCUCUGAGCUGUUGCAAGAGCAGCAGGAGCCAUUUGUGUUGGACGUUUACCUGGCUGAGAGAGGCCACUACUGCUUAGAGAGGCUUCUUCUCCUUGCAUCCAAUAAGUCUUCCUCUUGCACCUUUUGCUGCCAUGGUAAUGCAUCAAAGAAGCUGCAGUUCUUUACCAGCCACGGCUUCAUCAAGUGUUGGAAGAAUGCCUUCACCUCGUGUCACAAAACUCCUAACCACCACCACCACCACCAUCAUCAUCAUCAUCAUCAUCACAGCAAUUACAGUGUUGAUCACUAUGAUGCGGAGGUUGUUCUUAGCUUGCCAAGGAAAUUUCUCAGCAUCUUCAAUGAGAUUCUUGAGGCUGCUUACACCCCUGCAUUUCAUCAGCUCAUCGGAUCUAAAAGAAGAGCUGUAACCGAGAAAAACAUUCAUGAGAAGAUACUCUUAGUGGAGAGGCAGCAGAGACAUUUAACAUGCAACAAAAGGCAUUUGGUGAUCUCUUCAGAGUUUUCAUGUCUCAGUAAUUUGGAGUGGAGUGGACUGCAAUCUGAUCUGGUUGGAGAGGUUGGAGUGGAGAUAGGAGCUGCACUUUUGGAAGACAUCAAAGAGGAAACAAUCUUAGACAUGAUAGGUCCUUAUCACUUCAGAACUUUGACGAGUUCAUCGCCAUUGUUGUAGUAAAUUUGAGUUGUCUUGUUCAUUGUUAUUCAGCUCAGGAAGUAUACUGCCUGUCUCAUGUAAAAGUCGUAGCAGCUGGCACUGCAUCGAGAGUAGAAGGACCGCAACAACUUCCAAAAAAACUUUUCAUAUUUUGAUCACCCAAAUGAUCAUAUUAAUUUUCUCUUCCAACAUUGAAGACAUAAAGAAACAAAAGUGUGGCCAGAUUCAGGAAGAAGACAAAGUGAAGACUGUAAGCAUCUUGAUACAGCUUCCUUUCUAUCUCGGUCCAACA